Bathycoccus prasinos is the source of this 1101-nucleotide messenger RNA. RefSeq lists its product with no specific name. The transcript has a single exon. NCBI's taxonomy places the organism in Eukaryota, Viridiplantae, Chlorophyta, Mamiellophyceae, Mamiellales, Bathycoccaceae. Gene Ontology annotation, molecular function: phosphatidylinositol binding. The record is from RefSeq and is a predicted model, not a curated record. Bases 1 to 1101 code for a protein of 366 amino acids.
AUGUUGUUUGAGGUGAAGGUUUCCGAGCCAGUGGCAAAGUCGGUGAACAACAAAAUCGUACAGUUCUAUCCCGUGAAGACUGAAAUCGUCUCUUUGGAUGAGAACAACGAAGAUGGUGAUGAUGAAGUACAAUAUCGCGCGAUGGAAAAAGAGUAUAAAAGUCAAAGAGCAUCUUCACCGUUCGCGUGUUUUCGAAGAUUCUCUCAGUUUCGAGAGUUGCACGCCUUCUCUUCGACGAAAGGUGCACGAUUACCUCCGUUUCCUCCGAAAGUAUUAAUCGUCUCUCCGCAACACUUAGAAGAGAGAAGAGCAGCUUUCGAACAGAUUUUGAACACAAUCAUGAACGACAGGACGUUGAAUGCUUUGCCAGAAGUCUCGUCCUUCAUUGGUGCCUUGCAGAUAUUGGAAAACGCGGGAGAUACGAACUGGACGAUACCGAAGGGUGGUAAGAACGGGAAGAAUGGUAGCACUGGUAAUAAAAGCAACGGUAAAGCAAGUGGGAACUACGAUACCACGGCUCAGGGAAGAAGGAGCAACGGCUUUGAUGGCUACGAUUCGUGGGAGGAAGAGACGCCGAUAGUAACGAGUAGCUCGCGUUCGCAACAAAAAUCGUUGGAAGAGUUUCACCUUUCGAGCGCGGCGCUUCACAAGACCAUAGCCGCGUCGCCGAGUCCACUAAAGUUUACUCCAGCGAGUGAAGAUAAAAAUGGGAGUAGUCCAAUGGGAAUGACAUCAAUGUUGACAUCACCAGCAACGACAACAACAACAUCGAGCGAAAAUCCGGUUACUUUGGAAUCACAACAACAACAACAACAACAACAACAACAGCGCACUUUUGAUGGCCUCGAGGCACGCGAAGCGAUCAAACUUGGCGAUGUUGCAUCUUUAGAAACUAUUAUGAGUAGCGGACAAGUCGAUCCGAAUUAUCGUGACGGGCACGGAUUCACCCUUUUAAUGUUGGCGGCAAUGUUCAAUAAGAAAGAGUGCUGCUUGUCAUUACUCGCCUCGGGCGCUAGAAAAGAGUUAGUCAAUAGGGAUAAUGAAACUGCAAUAGAUUUAGCUCCAGUUUCGCUCGGGAACAUCAUUAGGCAAUAUAAAUAG